CAGAGCGCAGGUGCUACGUCACAUAAAUCAGCUGCGCACGCAUCAACGAGGAAGUAACCUCGAAACUGCUGCUGCUGAAAAUGUUUACAUUCAGUUUGACGCUCGUACGACAUGGAGAAACACAGUACAACAGGGACAAGCUUCUGCAAGGACAAGGUGUGGACACGUCUUUAUCAGAGACAGGUGUGCAGCAGGGUGAGGCGGUGGGAAGAUACCUCAAAGGAAUCCCGUUCAACCACGUGUUCGUCAGUAACCUCCAACGAGCAGUACAGACGGCUGAACUCAUUCUGAGCAACAACACUCACUGCUCUGGCAUGGAGAUGGUUUUGGAGCCGUUACUCAGAGAGAGGGGUUUUGGUGUUUGUGAAGGUCAUCCUAAAGAGGACCUGAAGAACAUGGCCAACGCCUGUGGUCAGCCAUGUCGUGAUUUCACACCUCCCGGGGGAGAGACUUUGGACCAGGUGAGGCUGCGGUUCAAAAAAUUCCUCAAAGUCCUUUUCAAACGAUUGUUGGAGGAGCACGGCUGGUCCCAACCAGACGCUUCUGCGGGAUUAUCAGAAGCCGCAAACGGGACCUCGGCCGCCGCCGCCUCGGACACUGCACCCGCCGGUUCUGCAGACGACGGCCUCCAGGGAGUGUCGGUCCACGCCCUGGUCGUGAGUCACGGCGCUUACAUCCGAGUAGCCAACAAACACCUGGUGGAGGACUUGGACAGCUCUCUGCCCGCGGGGGUGAGGAUGUCCCAGCUGUUCUCACCCUGUCCAAACACGGGAAUCGCCCGUUUCCUCGUCACUUUGAGCAAGUCUGAGUCCGGCUCUCCCGUCCUCACCGCUGUUCGCUGCUUCUUCACGAACAGGAAGAGUCACCUGGAUGACCUCCAAGCUGCUGAAUAAUGUCGAGGGGAAGAAAGGGAUGGAAACACCGUCUCUCUGACGCGAACAAUCAAGAACACUUCAAUGCACAGGGUUAAAGAUGUGUUUAAAUGUUGAUAGUGAGUCAAAAUCAUUUUGCACUACUGUGUUAUCAAACACUCCUCAUCCUCCCAGCUGGAGGCCAGUGUGUACUUUUUAAUGUGUAUUUUAAUCACCUCGUUUAUCAUGUUAUACCAAAGUCAGAACUAUUGCAUAUGUUAUGAAGCUCUGUCAUCGUGUGUGUGUGUGUGUCUUCUCAUUGAACUCGUGCAAUACAACAUGAAAACACUGAAUUAUCAUAUUUAUAGACGACAUGAGAUAAUGCAGUGUUGCACUCCAUAAAAAUACUGCAAAGAGACAUUGGUGGCGUUUGUAUUUGAGUGUUUAUUUGAGGCCUCUCAGUGUUAAAUUGAAGUGCUUUAUCUUUUUCUAUUUUUAGAGUUUUUAUCCCCCCCUCCCUCCCCUCCUCUCGGCUGUAUGGCUGAGCCUUGAAGCUCAUCACGGCCUGAAUAAUUCAAAAAACGACGUGAUCUUUUAAUUCUAAAACUUCAAGGUAAAAAAAAAAAAAAGCUAAAAA
Molecule: messenger RNA, 1488 nt
Organism: Labrus bergylta (ballan wrasse)
Lineage: Eukaryota; Metazoa; Chordata; Actinopteri; Labriformes; Labridae
Gene: tigarb
Product: TP53 induced glycolysis regulatory phosphatase b
Biological process (GO): regulation of pentose-phosphate shunt; negative regulation of glycolytic process
Cellular component (GO): cytosol
Molecular function (GO): fructose-2,6-bisphosphate 2-phosphatase activity
Source: RefSeq, a predicted model, not a curated record